CGGGGGCAAUGGGCGUGUCCGGGGUCACGUGCUGAGGAAGCGGCGCCGCCAGUCCCGGCGCUGGGCCCGGAAGCGGACGCUGCGGUCCUAGCGCGGGGCCCGGCCAGCAGGCAGCUUGGCCCCGGGGCCGGCGGGCAGGCUCUGACUCCUGCGUGCAGCAUGCAGGUGACGGAGCGCGAGGCUGUGGGGCAGGGACUGGAGGGGGGCCCUGCCCUGCCCGAUGCCCAGAUGGAGUCGCCCACUCCCCCCAAGUCCCCGGCCUUCGACCUCUUCAGCCUGGUCCUGUCCUCCAAGCGGCUGGAGAUGUACCUGGAGCCCCUGCAGGAUGCCUGGGAGGGGAUCCACUUCCUGCUAAGGUGGCAGAUGCCUCUGUGCUCGCUGCUCACCUGCCUGGUGCUCAACUUCUUGCUGCUCACCCUGACUGAAGCUGCCUGGUUCUCGCUGUGCGCACUGCUGGUCCUGGUGCCCGCCCUGCUGGGCUACCUGCAGGAGGCAUGCCGGGCCCGCCGGCCGGCGCCGGAGCUGGUGCACCAGAGGUACCACAGCGUCCGGCGCGAGGACCUGCAGCAGGUGCGGCUGGCGCGGCAUGAAGCCGUCACUGAGGUGAAGAGAUUCCUGAUCCACCUGGAGGGCUUCCUGAGCUGGCUGUGCUGUGCCUGUGAGGGGGCGUACCGCGUGCUGCACUGGGAGACCCCCGCCCUGUCGUCCCAGUUCUAUGGGGCGCUGCUGGGCUCCCUCUGUGUCCUGUACCUGCUGCCCUUCUGCUGGGUCCUCGCCCUGCUCAACAGCACCCUCUUCCUGGGGAACGCUGAGUUCUACCGAGUGCUGCUGGAGCUCAAGGCUGCAGUGGAGCAACGCCUCAGCCCCAAGCCCCUCACCAGCACCCUGGAGCCGGUGGAGCCCGACGUGGGAGGAGAGGGGGGUGGCGCUCUGGUGGAUCGGACCCCCACGCCCACCAGCACCGAGGACCUCACGCCCGGCAGCGUGGAGGAAGCAGAGGAGGUGGAGCCUGACGAGGAGUUUAAAGACGCUAUCGAGGAGGACGACGACGUCUCCCAGUGCUCCGCCGAGUUCGACAUUGGCCUCCCGGACAGCAGCGUCAUGAGCAAGAACGAGGUGAUCCGCAGCAAGGUGUCGCGGCUGACCGAGCGGUUGCGCAAGCGCUACCCCAGCAAUAACUUCGGGAGCUGCACCCGCUGCGCAGCCACCUUCUCCGUGCUCAAGAAGAGGCGGAGCUGCAGUAACUGCGGCAACAGCUUCUGCUCCCGCUGCUGCUCCUACAAAGUCCCCAAAUCCUCCAUGGGAGCCACAGCCCCAGAUGCCCAGAGGGAGAUGGUGUUUGUUUGCUCGUUGUGUAACCAGGUUCUCGUCAAGUGAGCGGAGCCCCCGCUGGGGGCGUCUCUGGCUGCCUGUCCCUGCUGCUCUGGGCAGGAGAGCGCCAGGAUCCUGCGUCGCUGAGUCCUACGCCUGCCCUGGCGCGGCCUGACCAAUGGCACUGGGCUCCACUGCUCUGUUCCCUGGAGCUUUGCUGUGGGGUCCUGAACGGGGCAGGGGGCUGGAGCAGGACUGGCAGGGGACUGAGGCCAGCCACCCCUUCUCUCUGCUCUGGGGCUGGGAGGGAUGGCAGUGCCUCAGGGGCCUUGACAGGUCAGGGUGACUGUCAGGGGUUUGCAAAGCCAGAGGGGUAACCAUCUGCACAGUGCCCUGUGCUAGCUAAGUCCCCCUCAGCCUGCCCCUGGGCUCGGAGCAGACCCUCCUCGCGCCCCAGGGCUGGGCUCCCUCCCUGCCUGCAGGCAGACGGGAGCAGGCAGGAGCCAGGCUGCGCUCAGCUGGGCAGGGCGGAGUGCAGUGGGUGGCUGGAAUGGGCCAUGGGGGGAGGGCAGGGGGAGUAGAGGGCCUGGCGUGGGGUGGCUCUCGGCUCGCACUCUGCAUGCUGGGCUGCUGGCUUUGCCCAUGUCGCUGGGUGCUGGUUCUACUCCCGUCACCUGGGGCCACAGCACCCCCCUGCUCUGCUGCUGCCCUGCCCCACGGAAUUUGAGCAAAGGCUUCACCCCCCAUGGCCCUGGGGACUCCUCUCUCAGCAAGGGGGGUUGGGUGUCUCCAGCCUCCACUCACGGCAGCAAGCACUGCAGGGCCAGGGCGGAGCGAGGGUUCUGCACUGACCCCUGUGUAUGGGGGAGUUACUGUGUGUGUAGCUGGAGCUGGCUCCUGUGUCCCCCCCCCCCAUGAGGGCUCUCGGGCCCCCUGCAGUCCCCCUGGGCUGCACACGCCCUGCUGGGGUAGCCGGCACCUGCUCUGCUGUGUGGGGGCUCCCUGCUGCCAGGUGAGCAGCUGGCAGCAGGCUCCAGCCUGGCCCUAGAGCAGCAUCAGCCACGUGCAGGUCACGUUAACCAGGGUUAAAAGGGGUGGGGCUGCUGCGGGGAGACCUCCACCUGCUGUGUCCCAUGGCAAGCGCCCGGGACCCCCACCAAAGGUACAGGAGGAAGGAGAGUGCGUCACGCCUGGCCAGGCUGGCAGCCCCCGGGCCCUUCCUUUGGGCCCAACUCCUGGGUGCCAGGCAUAGCUGGAGCAAGAUGAGACCUGGGGGGGGGCAGAGGGGCUAGGCGGGGCAGUUGCUGCUGCUGUGCCAGGGUGUCCCCCUCUCUGCCCUGGGCUGCUCAGGAGCAGGGUGAGCAUGGCCGGGUCCCAGGAGAUGGGGUGGGGGGGCUGUCAGUGUGAAGCUCCCUUCAGCUUCUGUUCUGCCUGUUCCCCCCCACCCCCAAUGAGCCCUUAAGGACAAGCGGAGGGGGGAUAGUCCAGCCCUUCCUCCCCUCCCCCUCUUUGUGCACCACUUAGGUCCAGUGUCUGAGUCUCCAGUUUGGGUUUAUUAACUUCUGGGCCUGGUACCAGGGCGAGUCCUGGGGAGGGUGUGGUGUGAACGUGGCUCCUCUGCUUACACAACUGCAGCUUCCCCUCUGCUUCUCUUGCACGGUUGGGAAAUGACGUGACUCACUUUCCCUGGCUGAGUCGGCACCAGUGAGAAACCACCUGUCCCAGCAGCUCUGGCCCCGGCCCACUGGGCAGGUCCCUGCUCUGUGCCUCCAGUCCCCACCUGUCCCUGGGUGAAGGGCGGGGAGCUCUGGGGAGGAAUGUGCUGUUAGGACCAGGGACCCUAGUUUUCCAUGAUAACCGCCCCCCAAUAAACGUGACUCUGCAUUUC
Molecule: messenger RNA, 3199 nt
Organism: Dermochelys coriacea (leatherback sea turtle)
Lineage: Eukaryota; Metazoa; Chordata; Testudines; Dermochelyidae
Gene: ZFYVE27
Product: zinc finger FYVE-type containing 27
Exons: 12
Coding region: 160-1377 (405 amino acids)
Biological process (GO): positive regulation of axon extension; endoplasmic reticulum tubular network formation; neuron projection development
Cellular component (GO): endoplasmic reticulum tubular network; growth cone membrane
Molecular function (GO): metal ion binding
Source: RefSeq, a predicted model, not a curated record